GAGAAACCCCAUCCUGAACUUCUCUGCACAGCCUCUGCCUCUUCCCCCAAAGCCUCCUCUCCCAGGCCCUGGGCAGUAUGAGAUCGUGGACUAUGAAGGUCCCCCCAAGCAUUUCAUCUCCAGCGCCUCAUUUGUGUCGACCACCGAACGGUGGACAGCAGCGACAGCAGAGUCAGACCUACCUGGCCCAGCCACCUACAAGCCAGAAUUCCCAGCAAAACAUUCAUUUCUCUACAACGAGGAUAAAAAAUGGAUCCCUGUGCUCUAACUGCCUCAUACCAGCUCAACAAAAACCCUGCUCACCAGCUGCCCCACCCCUGCCCCAGAAUUCCCAUGAUGCUUUUUCUAAGAAUGUAUUUCUUAUGUGACUAAUGAUGACCUAGGGGGCAGCUUUGCU
Messenger RNA from Suncus etruscus (white-toothed pygmy shrew), 397 nucleotides. Its product is annotated as O(6)-methylguanine-induced apoptosis 2-like. The record is from RefSeq and is a predicted model, not a curated record. The annotation marks the transcript as partial. Lineage: Eukaryota; Metazoa; Chordata; Mammalia; Eulipotyphla; Soricidae. The transcript has 2 exons.